CGGGCCCCCUUGGCUUCGAGUCAAGCCAGACUGGCUAUAAAUAUGCCGGUUGCCCCCAGGUAAGUCUCACACACCAUCCACCCAUCUAUCUAUCCCUCCUGCGAUCCAUCCAUCACCAUGUUCAAGUUGAUCUUCCUGACUUUACUUUUGGGCUAUGCCCGCGGCUGUGGCCAACCCACAUAUUUGCCGAACGUCUCCCGGGUUGUCGGCGGUGAAGAUGCCAGACCCCACAGCUGGCCUUGGCAGAUCUCCCUGCAGUACCAGAGUGGGAACAGGUGGGCCCAUACCUGUGGUGGAUCCCUCAUUGCUCCAAACUGGGUUUUGACUGCUGCCCAUUGCAUCAGCUCCAGACUGACGUACCGCGUUGUUCUGGGCAAGCAGAACCUCGACGAGGAAGAGGCCGGCUCUGUGGCUGUCGCCGUGGAGAAGACCAUCGUCCACGAGAAGUGGAACUCCAUCUUGAUCAUCAAUGACAUUGCCCUGGUCAAGCUGGCGGAGGCGGUCCCGUUCAGUGAGACCAUCCAGCCCGCCUGCCUCCCGCCCGCGGCCAGCAUCCUCCCACAGGACUACCCCUGCUACGUCACCGGGUGGGGUCGGCUCUUCACCAACGGGCCCCUGGCGGACACCCUGCAACAGGCGCUGCUCCCGGUGGUGGAUUACAGCACGUGCUCCAAGUGGAACUACUGGGGCUCCUCCGUGAAGGAGACCAUGGUCUGUGCGGGAGGAGAUGGCGUCAAGUCCGGAUGCAACGGAGAUUCUGGUGGCCCCCUCAACUGCCAGAGUGGGAACCUGUGGGAGGUCCACGGCAUCGUCAGCUUCGGCUCAGGACUGAGCUGCAACCUCAAGAACAAGCCCACCGUGUUCACGCGCGUCUCUGCCUACAUCGAUUGGAUCACAGAGAAAAUGAACGAGUGAGAAGCCCGCCUUGGGAUUCAGUGCAUCAACCCGGCAGAAGCUUAAUAAACUUUUCAUCAGAAUCA
Molecule: messenger RNA, 980 nt
Organism: Pogona vitticeps (central bearded dragon)
Lineage: Eukaryota; Metazoa; Chordata; Lepidosauria; Squamata; Agamidae
Product: chymotrypsin-C
Biological process (GO): proteolysis
Molecular function (GO): serine-type endopeptidase activity
Source: RefSeq, a predicted model, not a curated record